Lolium perenne is the source of this 1112-nucleotide messenger RNA. Its product is annotated as DNA-directed RNA polymerases II and IV subunit 5A. Lineage: Eukaryota; Viridiplantae; Streptophyta; Magnoliopsida; Poales; Poaceae. The record is from RefSeq and is a predicted model, not a curated record. Gene Ontology annotation, molecular function: DNA binding. Gene Ontology annotation, cellular component: RNA polymerase III complex; RNA polymerase I complex; RNA polymerase II, core complex. Gene Ontology annotation, biological process: transcription by RNA polymerase II; tRNA transcription by RNA polymerase III; transcription elongation by RNA polymerase I.
UUCCUCUUCUAAUCUAAAAAAAGAAAGCCCAAAAACCCUAACCCGCCGCCACACGCUCACCUCCAGCCAUCGGCGCCGGCGCCGCUUCCCCCCACCCUACGCCCGCAGAGACAGGCAAGAAGAACCGCGCGCGAGGGCAGGGCGAUGGCGGCGUCCGACGGGGACUGGAAGCGGCUGUUCUAUGUGCGGCGCACGGUGUUGCAGAUGCUGCGAGACCGAGGGUACCUGGUGGCGGACGCCGACAUCGAGCUGACCGUGGCCGCGUUCCUCGAGCGCUACGGCGACCCCGUCAGCCGCGACGACCUCACCAUCCACUGCGCCAAGAAUGAAGACCCCAACGACCAGGUCAACGUCUUCUUCCUGGACGAGUCCAAGUCCGGCCUGGGCGCGAUCAGGACCUGCGUCGACAAGAUGAAGCAGCUGAACGUCAGCAGCGGCAUCCUCGUCCUGCAGAAGGCCCUGAGCGGCGCGGCCCGGACCGAGGUCCUGCAGAGCAAGAAGUACCGCCUCGAGGUCUUCAAGGAAAGCGAGCUCCUUGUGAACAUUACGGAGCACCAUCUCGUUCCCAAGCACGAGCUCCUGUCGGACGAGGAGAAGAAGGAGCUGCUGGAGAAAUACAUGGCUAAAGAAAUCCAGCUCCCUAAGAUUCAAAUAACGGAUCCGGUGGCAAGAUACUAUGGCAUGAAGCGUGGGCAGGUCGUGAAGAUCACCCGGAAAAGUGAGACCGCCGGAGAAUAUGUGACCUACCGUUAUGUUAUCUGAGCCACGAUAUACAUUCUCAAGGCUUGAAAUAUUGAGCGAGUACUGCCAGUUGAAAAGGCUUCAUCCACUGCUAAAUCUGGUCAGCGGCAGGGAGAUCCUGGUCUCUUAGAGUUCUGUAAGUGCCUUCUGAAGUGCCUUUGGUGUCUGUAAUUGCUUGGCAAUUUCGACAUGAUGCUGCUAUCUAGCUCUAGACAUAGGUUUCUGUAGAUGUGUUGUGUUUGUUGCUGCUAAAAUCACUCCGUGACUACAUGAGAUUGUCCAUCUGUUCCGAAAUUCAGUUACUUGUGCGCCCCUCUAUUUUGACGAAAUGGUAUGAGCAUAUAUGUAUGCCUUUCUGGGACUCUUGAACA